CACAAAGACGAUCAUUGAUGACACAGAGCAGCAGCACUGCAAAACCUCGUGGAGAGCUACGUCUCCAUCUCAAACAGCAGAGUCUGAAAAGACAGAACUCAUAUCUGAACCACCGGGACACAGAGGUAAUAACUUCACAUCUUUACCAUGAAGUUACCUUUUGCUCUGGUGUUUGCACUUAUCCUCCCCAUCAUCAGGGCUCAAGUUCCCCACUGGGGCCCAUGUCCAGAGCCUGCUGUUCAACCUGCCUUCAACCUUAAACAGUUCAUGGGGAGAUGGUUUGAAAUUGCCAAACUGCCAGCCCAGUUUGAAAGAGGCCGCUGCAUUGAAACCAAUUUCACUUUGACGACGAGCAACUCCAUUCGAGUGGUCAGCUCUGAAAUACUAAAAGGAGAGCUGAAGAAAAUUGAAGGGAUCGGGGUCGUAGAGGACAUAAAGAAUCCAGCCAAGCUGGGAAUAAGUUAUUCCUAUGUCCUUCCCUACUCCCCUUACUGGAUUCUGUCUACUGACUACGUGAACUCGGCCCUGGUGUAUUCAUGCACUGACAUCCUCAGGCUCUUCCACGUUGACUUCGCCUGGAUCCUGGGGCGAACACGAACCCUGCCAGAGUCCACCAUCGAGAAAGCCAAGGAGAUCUUCGCAAAUAACAACAUUGACAUGAGCAGGAUGAUUCCCAGCAGGCAGAUGGGCUGUGAAAAAACCCUCUGAGCGGCAAUGAAAAUGAAACACAACAAAAUGUUCUUGACACAAGGGGGAAAUGAUUGGAGCGUUUGUUCCCCUUGAUAAAUCUAUGACUAAUAAUUUACAGUGAUUAUGUCCAACAGGAUAAACUCAACUGAGUUUCUCUCUUUGUGAGAGUUUUUCAAUAAACGUCUAGACAAACUGCACAUUACAAUAUGUAACUUGGUGUGAAGAUGUUUUAAGUACUGCAGUGUAAGUUAAACUGAAGUCAUAGUUUUGUACCUUUUAACUUGACACAACACUGACUAUGAUAGUACAAGCUGAGAGGAAUACUUUCUCUGAAAAGAAAAAUGUUUAAUUUGCUGUGAAGAGAUGAUUCUGAGUAAACUGAAGACCAACUCAAAACCUGAAGGAUCUAAUUAGUGUCGAUAAAAGUCAGUGAAACUCG
Archocentrus centrarchus (flier cichlid) is the source of this 1129-nucleotide messenger RNA. RefSeq names its product apolipoprotein Da, duplicate 1 (gene apoda.1). Bases 148 to 708 code for a protein of 186 amino acids. Gene Ontology annotation, cellular component: cytoplasm. The record is from RefSeq and is a predicted model, not a curated record. Gene Ontology annotation, molecular function: lipid binding. Gene Ontology annotation, biological process: brain development; lipid metabolic process; tissue regeneration. The transcript has 5 exons. Lineage: Eukaryota; Metazoa; Chordata; Actinopteri; Cichliformes; Cichlidae.